AUGUCAACAACGUAUCUCAUCACAGGCACAACCCGCGGUAUUGGCCAUGCCAUAGUCCGCGCCCUCCUUCUGCGCCCCUCGACGACUGUCAUCGCUGGCGUCCGUGAUCCGGCCCAUGCGGCGGCGCAGGCCCUCACGUUGCUCCCCAGAUGCGACUCGUCAAGACUGGUUGUCCUGGCCCUCGACGCUGCCGACCUCGCAGCGCCCUUCCAAGCCGUAGCAACGCUGCAGUCCGAGCACGGCAUCAAGGUACUUGACGUGGUCAUUGCCAAUGCUGCGGCCGGUGAAUCAGGCAACACCAUUCUGCAGACGGACCUCGAGUCUGUGGGCCACCACGUCGCGAUCAACACGACGGCACCGUUGGCUCUGUUGCAGGCCACGGCGCCGCUCCUCCGAAAGUCGGCAAACCCCAAGUUCAUCGGCAUCGGCUCAGAGCUGGGCUCGGUCGCCAGAAUUGAGGGCAUGGUGGCGUCGCCGUGGCCUCGCACGACGAGCCCCUACGGCCUCACCAAGGCAGCGCUCAACUGGGUCGUGCGAACGGCGCACUUUGAAGAGCCCUGGCUCACAGCGGUCGUGGUGACACCGGGCCUGGUCAAGACGGACAUGGCAGCGGUUGCGGUCAAGGACAGCGGCAUAGGUCUCGAUGCGCUGGGCGCUAUCACGACGGAAGAGAGUGCCGAGGGGGUGUUGAAGGCGGUAGACCGGGCGUCGAGGGAUGGGCCAGGGUUUUUGAAGUAUGACGGAGGGGAGGUGCCGUGGUAG
Molecule: messenger RNA, 762 nt
Organism: Verticillium alfalfae VaMs.102
Lineage: Eukaryota; Fungi; Ascomycota; Sordariomycetes; Glomerellales; Plectosphaerellaceae
Product: aflatoxin biosynthesis ketoreductase nor-1
Exons: 1
Coding region: 1-762 (253 amino acids)
Source: RefSeq, a predicted model, not a curated record